AUGAGAGGUUCACAACGACAGCCGCUCAGAGGAGCCUGCAGUGAGAGAGGAGUCAGAGGAGAGGGUCAGAGGAGAGGGUCAGAGGAGAGGGUCAGGAGAGGGUCAGAGGAGAGGGUCAGAGGAGAGAGUCAGAGGAGAGAGUCAGAGGAGAGAGUCAGAGGAGAGGGUCAGAGGAGAGGGUCAGAGGAAAGAGUCAGAGGAGAGGAGGAGAGGGUCAGAGGAGAGGAUCAGAGGAGAGACAGAGGAGAGAGUCAAAGGAGAGAGUCAGAGGAGAGAGUCAGAGGAGAGAGUCAGAGGAGAGAGUCAGAGGAGAGAGUCAGAGGAGAGGGUCAGAGGAGAGAGUCAGAGGAGAGAGUCAGAGGAGAGGGUCAGAGGAGAGAGUCAGAGGAGAGGGUCAGAGGAGAGAGUCAGAGGAGAGACAGAGGAGAGACAGAGGAGAGGGUCAGAGGAGAGAGUCAGAGGAGAGAGUCAGAGGAGAGAGUCAGAAGAGAGAGACAGAGGAGGGGGUCAGAGGAGAGAGUCAGAGGAGAGGGUCAGAGGAGAGGAUCAGAGGAGAGAGUCAGAGGAGAGACAGAGGAGAGGGUCAGAGGAGAGAGUCAGAGGAGAGGGUCAGAGGAGAGGGUCAGAGGAGAGGGUCAGAGGAGAGGGUCAGAGGAGAGAGUCAGAGGAGAGAGUCAGAGGAGAGAGUCAGAGGAGAGGAUCAGAGGAGAGAGUCAGAGGAGAGGGUCAGAGGAGAGACAGAGGAGAGAGUCAGAGGAGAGGGUCAGAGGAGAGGAUCAGAGGAGAGAGUCAGAGGAGAGGGUCAGAGGAGAGAGUCAGAGAAGAGGGUCAGAGGAGAGUCAGAGGAGAGACAGAGGAGAGGGUCAGAGGAGAGAGUCAGAGGAGAGAGUCAGAGGAGAGAGUCAGAAGAGAGACAGAGGAGAGGUCAGAGGAGAGAGUCAGAAGAGAGACAGAGGAGAGGGUCAGAGGAGAGAGUCAGAGGAGAGGGUCAGAGGAGAGAGUCAGAGGAGAGAGUCAGAGGAGAGAGUCAGAGGAGAGGAUCAGAGGAGAGAGAUCAGAGGAGAGGAUCAGAGGAGAGACAGAGGAGAGACAGAGGAGAGAGUCAGAGGAGAGAGUCAGAGGAGAGGAUCAGAGGAGAGAGUCAGAGGAGAGGGUCAGAGGAGAGACAGAGGAGAGGAUCAGAGGAGAGACAGAGGAGAGGAUCAGAGGAGAGACAGAGGAGAGGAUCAGAGGAGAGAGUCAGAGGAGAGAGUCAGAGGAGAGACAGAGGAGGAUCAGAGGAGGAGAGAGAGAGGAGAGAGUCAGAGGAGAGAGUCAGAGGAGAGAGGAGAGAGUCAGAGGAGAGGUCAGAGGAGAGAGUCAGAGGAGAGAGUCAGAGGAGAGAGUCAGAGGAGAGAGUCAGAGGAGAGAGUCAGAGGAGAGAGUCAGAGGAGAGAGUCAGAGGAGAGAGAGGAGAGGUCAGAGGAGAGAGUCAGAGGAGAGGUCAGAGGAGAGGUCAGAGGAGAGAGUCAGAGGAGAGAGUCAGAGGAGAGAGUCAGAGGAGAGAGUCAGAGGAGAGAGUCAGAGGAGAGGACAGAGGAGAGACAGAGGAGAGAGUCAGAGGAGAGAGUCAGAGGAGAGAGUCAGAGGAGAGAUCAGAGGAGGAGACAGAGGAGAGAGUCAGAGGAGAGAGUCAGAGGAGAGAGUCAGAGGAGAGAGUCUCCUUCAGAGUUCCACUGGGUUCUUAUGCAUUAA
Molecule: messenger RNA, 1734 nt
Organism: Knipowitschia caucasica
Lineage: Eukaryota; Metazoa; Chordata; Actinopteri; Gobiiformes; Gobiidae
Source: the annotation of a GenBank genome assembly